Pygoscelis adeliae (Adelie penguin) is the source of this 1013-nucleotide messenger RNA. RefSeq names its product vacuolar protein sorting-associated protein 29. The record is from RefSeq and is a predicted model, not a curated record. Gene Ontology annotation, cellular component: endosome; retromer complex. Gene Ontology annotation, biological process: intracellular protein transport; retrograde transport, endosome to Golgi. The transcript has 3 exons. Lineage: Eukaryota; Metazoa; Chordata; Aves; Sphenisciformes; Spheniscidae. The annotation marks the transcript as partial.
UUUCCUGUCGUGACACCUGAUAAGUUGGUGUUAGUAUUAGGAGAUCUUCACAUUCCCCACCGCUGCAACAGCCUCCCAGCCAAAUUCAAAAAACUGCUGGUUCCAGGAAAGAUCCAGCACAUCCUCUGCACAGGAAACCUCUGCACCAAGGACACUUAUGACUACCUCAAGACCCUGGCUGGGGAUGUUCACGUUGUCAGAGGGGACUUUGAUGAGAACCUGAAUUAUCCUGAACAGAAAGUUGUAACUGUUGGACAGUUCAAAAUCGGGCUGAUUCAUGGCCAUCAGGUUAUUCCUUGGGGUGAUAUGGCCAGCCUGGCGCUGCUACAAAGGCAGUUUGAUGUGGACAUCCUAAUUUCAGGACAUACGCACAAAUUUGAGGCAUUUGAACAUGAAAACAAGUUCUAUAUCAAUCCAGGAUCAGCUACAGGAGCUUAUCAUGCCUUAGAGAACAACAUCAUUCCUUCAUUUGUGCUGAUGGAUAUCCAGGCUUCUACAGUAGUCACAUAUGUCUAUCAACUAAUUGGAGAUGAUGUGAAAGUAGAAAGAAUUGAGUACAAAAAGUCUUAAAAAUGUAUUUGCUUGUCUGGUAUUUUUACCAUCUCAUGCUGAACUGCAAGUUACUACAAUACUUGAUUGCUAGUUUACAGUACUACACUUACUCACUAACAGCUUAACAAUGUAGCUUAUUGGUAAUUUUAAAAUAAUUGUGUUUGUUUGCUUUUCUCUGUAUGAAUUGAUUUGUAAAAUAUUCCAUGAAAAGAACUGUUUAAAUACUGUUCCUUAAUGUUGUAAUAAACUCCACUUCAUAGAAAAACUAAGCUUUAUGAACUGUUGUUGGGAAAAAAAUGCAACAGUUGUAGGUGCUUUUAAAAUGCCUGAUGCUCUGGUUUGGUGACUGACUUCUAAAGGAUGCUGGUAAAGGGCUUGGACGAGAAGAUUGAGGGCUCUGGGGCCAUGUUGUGUUUGCUUUGGAAUCCAGUUGAUAUUUCAUUUUCUCAAUUUAACAUUCC